CAAUGGCAGUUGAUCCAAACCUAACCAAAGCUGUUUCGAAACUCCAGCUUGACGAGGAAGUACAGAUCACCCUUAACUAAUUUCAAACCUCUCCUAAUUUUCAUCCUCACUCAAAAGAUCUGUACAAAUAUAAGAUGGAGAUGGACUGAUCAGCAGCAGCAGCAGCUUAGGCAGCAUUGUUGGUGGUGGUGAAGAAGAAGAAGUGGUUGUGUUUGAACAGAAGCAGAGCAGCCAUGGGCGCCGCAGACACUCCACUUCUGACUAAUAAUCAUAGCAACUAUGAGGAGGAUGAGAAAGAAAGCCGUGUUAAGGCGUUCGGGAGCGAGUCAAAGAAGCUAUGGAAGCUCGCCGGUCCGGCCAUCUUCACCUCCAUUUGUCAGUACUCACUCGGUGCUCUCACUCAGACAUUCGCCGGUCUCGUCGGCGAAAUCGAGCUCGCCGCCGUGUCUGUCGAAAACUCUGUCAUCGCCGGGCUCGCCUUCGGUAUCAUGUUGGGAAUGGGAAGUGCAUUAGAGACGCUGUGUGGACAAGCAUACGGUGCUGGGCAUAUAAGGAUGUUGGGGAUUUACAUGCAGAGAUCGUGGGUCAUUUUGCUGACAACAGCUUGCGUUUUAGUUCCCAUCUACGUUUGGUCUCCUCCCAUUCUUGAAGUCAUUGGGGAGACCACUGAGAUAUCUGAGGCUGCUGGCAAAUUUGCUUUGUGGAUGAUUCCACAACUGUUCGCGUAUGCAAUGAAUUUCCCAAUCCAAAAGUUUCUACAAGCACAAAGGAAAGUCUUAGUCAUGGCAUGGAUAUCUGCAGUGGUAUUGGUGAUACAUAUAUUUUUUAGUUGGUUGCUGAUAUUGAAGCUUGGGUGGGGCUUAACUGGAGCAGCAAUCACUCUCAACACAUCAUGGUGGAUUAUUGUUAUUGCUCAAUUGGUCUACAUUUUCGUCACCAAGUCCGAUGGUGCUUGGGCUGGAUUCUCAUGGCUAGCAUUUGCAGACUUGUGGGGCUUUGUGAAGCUUUCCUUGGCUUCUGCUGUAAUGUUGUGCUUGGAGUUUUGGUACUUGAUGAUACUGGUGGUGAUAACAGGCCGUUUGGCGAACCCUCUGGUACCAGUUGACGCCAUCUCUAUUUGCAUGAACAUAAACGGAUGGGAUGCCAUGAUUGCACUUGGGUUCAAUGCUGCGAUAAGUGUGAGGGUAUCAAAUGAACUCGGAGCUGGCAAUGCUCGGGCUGCAAAAUUUGCAGUGCUGGUGGUUUCUGUCACGUCUGUUUCCAUAGGGGUUGUUUGCAUGGCUGUAGUAUUUGCAACAAGGGACUACUUCCCUUACCUUUUCACCACCAGUGAAGCUGUUGGUGAGGAAACUACCCACCUUGCUGUCUUGCUCGGAGUCACGGUGCUUCUAAACAGCCUUCAACCAGUCUUAUCAGGUGUUGCUGUUGGAGCCGGAUGGCAAGCUAUUGUCGCUUACAUCAACAUUGGAUGCUACUACAUUGUUGGAUUGCCUGCUGGCAUACUCCUGGGAUUCACAUUUGGUUUUGGAGCUGAGGGUAUUUGGUCAGGGAUGAUUGGGGGCAUUGUUCUGCAAACCAUAAUCUUGGUAGUGGUCACUUCAAUUACUAACUGGACAAAAGAAGCUGAAGAAGCAGAGAGCCGUGUGAAGAGAUGGGGAGGAGGGUCAGCUGGAGAGCAUUGACAUGAACUUGGUAGAGUGACAUCGAUAUUGAGACCACUGACAGCUUCACACAUGAUCGUGCUAAGCAUUUUUUUCUUCGGUCAAUUCUAUGCAAAGUUUGAGAAGGAGUGAAAGAAUACCAUGUCAUCUGAUCAAGCUAAAUACUUUUCACUUCCCUAUAUUUAGAUGUGCUUCUUUUUCAUGCAAUUUUGUUGAGCUUAGUAAUUGAUUGCACAUUGCAGAAUCUCAUCUUGGGUGUAUCGAUAUCAUUGUAAUGAAGUUGUUAUUCACUCUA
Juglans microcarpa x Juglans regia is the source of this 1956-nucleotide messenger RNA. RefSeq names its product protein DETOXIFICATION 33-like. The coding region runs from base 234 to 1682 and encodes 482 amino acids. NCBI's taxonomy places the organism in Eukaryota, Viridiplantae, Streptophyta, Magnoliopsida, Fagales, Juglandaceae. The transcript is spliced from 9 exons. Gene Ontology annotation, molecular function: antiporter activity; xenobiotic transmembrane transporter activity. The record is from RefSeq and is a predicted model, not a curated record. Gene Ontology annotation, biological process: xenobiotic detoxification by transmembrane export across the plasma membrane. Gene Ontology annotation, cellular component: membrane.